AUGUUCCUCUGCAUUUCCAUGUUCCUCUGCAUUUCCAUGUUCCUCUGCAUUUCCAUGUUCCUCUGCAUUUCCAUGUUCCUCUGCAUUUCCAUGUUCCUCUGCAUUUCCAUGUUCCUCUGCAUUUCCAUGUUCCUCUGCAUUUCCAUGUUCCUCUGCAUUUCCAUGUUCCUCUGCAUUUCCAUGUUCCUCUGCAUUUCCAUGUUCCUCUGCAUUUCCAUGUUCCUCUGCAUUUCCAUGUUCCUCUGCAUUUCCAUGUUCCUCUGCAUUUCCAUGUUCCUCUGCAUUUCCAUGUUCCUCUGCAUUUCUCUCCCCCAACCCUCGUCUCCCAACAAGGGCAAGCACGCCUUUCGCAACUACGUGGGCAAGCACGCGUUCCGCAACUACACGGGCAAGCACGCGUUCCACAACUACACGGGCAAGCACGCGUUCCACAACUACACGGGCAAGCACGCGUUCCACAACUACACUGUGCGGCGGCUGUAUCGCGAGAAGCAGAAGAGGGAAGGGGGAGAAGGGGAGGAGGAGGGAGACAGAGGGGAUGGUGGAGAGAGGGGGAAUGGUGGCGACAGGAGGUUGAGGAGCGGAGGGGCAUGGGGAAGAGGCAGGGAGAGUGAAAGGGGCGAAGGAAAGGAAGAAGCAAAGGUGAUAAGUGGUGGGGCAGAGAUGACAGGCGGAGAGUUAAGCGAGAGAGUGGGAGACGGAGCAGUGAUGACGUUUGAAAAAGAGGCUGAGAGAGGGGAUGAGAAAGAGGCUGAGAUGGUUGAGAGGGUUCAAAUCGAGGAGGUUGCAAGCGAGAUGAGCAGUAGCUCGGGAGACGAACGAGGGGGACGAGAGUGGGAGGGAGUAGAUAGGGUCGGAGGUGCAGGGGACCAAGAGGGGGAGGAGGAGGACAGGGCAGAGAGGGCGGAGAGGGCGGACAGGGCGGAGAGGGCGGAGAGGGCGGAGAGGGCGGACAGGGCAGAGAGGGCGGACAGGGCGGACAGGGCAGAGAGGGCGGAGAGGGCGGAGAGGGCGGAGAGGGCGGGGAGGAAGGCGGUGUGGUUGCAUGAGACGGAUAAGAGUGACAAGAUCAGUACGGCACAUGCGGAUGGUGCAGGGUGUGUAGGGGAGCAGGAGAAGGAGGGGGCGGAUACAGCAGGGGGAUUGCAGAGGGCGGGAAGGAAGGCGGUGUGGCUUCAUGAGACAGAUAAGAGCGACAAGAUCAGUACGGCACAUUUCAGAACCAUCGAGACUUGCACGGUGUUGCCGUGGAUUGAAGGGGGCGUGUUUGAUGGGAGCAGCCUUGCUGGGGGCAGAUUAGAAGAGGGUGCGUUUGAUGGUAGCAGUGUGGAGGGGAGCAGCAGACUUGAGGAGGGGAGCAGAUUGGAGGGAGAAGAGGCGGAAGGAGGGAGGGGUGUGGGACGGCAGGAGCGGCGGAGGUUCGUUCGGGUUGUGAUUCGAGGAGAGUCGUUCAUGCUUCACCAGAUCCGCAAAAUGGUGGGAACAGCCUUAGCAAUCCUCCACGGAGCCAUCCCCUCGUCCAUGCUGCUGCCCUCCCUUGCCCGCCACUCCCGCAUCGUGCUGCCCCUCGCUCCACCCCAAGGCCUCCUAUUGGCCGACUGCUCCUUCAUGCCGUUCCGAGCACCGAAGCUGCCCGGAAACAAAUCCUCCUCCUCUGCUGCUGAACUUGAGGUUCCUCAGUCCAGCGCUCCUCUAGAAGCUGAAUCUACAGACCGUUUCAAGCAGCAGCAGCAGCAGGAAGCACUAAGGCUAUACACGCAGUGGCACUCUGCCUUCUCGCCACUUGGCACAUCUCAACCAGCCCUCAGCGUGUCCCCUCUCUCCUCCCCACCUUCCUCCUCUCCCUCCCCGCAAUCCUCCUCCCCAUCCCCCCCCCCAUCGCUCCGCAUGUCACGAGCUGUGUGCGAGAGAGUAGAGGAAUUUUCCCAAGAGCACGUGUUGCCAGCCAUGCUGCAGUGGUUGCAUGCUGAGGGGGAGCCGUGGAGCGGGUGGGAGGAGAAUCUGCUAGCCUAUGAGUGGGUAUCGGAGGAGGAGGAGAGGGAAGUUGUAGAGGGGUAUUCCCAGUGGAUGCAAGGCAGGGCAGAGAGGGGCUACUGA
Molecule: messenger RNA, 2097 nt
Organism: Closterium sp. NIES-65
Lineage: Eukaryota; Viridiplantae; Streptophyta; Zygnematophyceae; Desmidiales; Closteriaceae
Source: the annotation of a GenBank genome assembly